Symbiodinium sp. CCMP2592 is the source of this 1551-nucleotide messenger RNA. NCBI's taxonomy places the organism in Eukaryota, Dinophyceae, Suessiales, Symbiodiniaceae. The record is from the annotation of a GenBank genome assembly.
AUGGAAGGUAAUGAAAUGUCUCCCGGCCUAGAUCCUACUCAGCAUGAGCCAUUGAUGUGGGACCUGCUGGCUUGCAUGUGGCCGAAGAUGCCACUUCCAGACGCACGUCGGGAGUUCACUUGCAUCCUGCACAUACAUGGCAAGUUGUGGAGCUUCAGAACACACAACUACCGUUCUCAUUCGCUGAAGCUGGAUGUGUUGCAUAUGUACAGAAUGCGGCCAGGAAAUUUCAGGCUUUGCAGCUGGGCCGGCACGCUGUGGCUGACGUCUGCAGCCGCCGACCGCCUGCUGUGCGGAGUUGGCACAAACACCUUUGUUGACUGCCCGCAAUGCCUGGAGACCAGUAUGAAUUCAAACGCGAUUGACUUUUGGUGGAACUGGGACUAUGACGUAAGAGUGGACCACAGCCACCUGCCACCUCAGGUGGUGAAGAAAGCGAAGAAGACAUUCACCCCGAUGAUCUGGGGAACGAAGAUGCCUAAGGACUAUAGCUUCUUUCAUUUGGGAGGCGAGUACAUCAUGGGUUAUAAUGAGCCGGACCAGUACGGCCCUGCCUGCGCCGGGGAGACAACCGCGGGGACCUUCGGCUGUGGUGAGAAGGAUUACAGACCAGCGACAAGUGCGGGCUUCGCCUCCCUGUUUGACCCCGUGAAAGCUGCUACGGCCUGGCAGAUUUUGGUGCAGCUUGGAUGCAUGUUUGAUGUCAUUGAAGCACUGCCCAUCCACGCAUAUGGAAGAUCCGCGCAAGAGAUUAAAGACAAGCUCCAUGAGUACCACAAGGUCUUCCUGGAGGAUUUCGAAGGCACCUCCGGCAGGACGAAGAAGACGCUUUGGCUUACCGAGGUGACCAUGGGCACUAACGAGGCCGAGGAUCUCGUCACAUUCGUCGAUCAGCUGAUGAACCCGACUAAUGGCCUUCAGAAUCGGCAGCUUUUUGGAUUUGUGGAGCGCAUCAGCUGGUUCUCCGAAUGGAGUAUGGGCGCCUUCACUCUAGGCUCUUACAAGCCACACACCUACGAGGCCUGGUCCUCCAGUCUCUUCGAGCCCACCACCGGCCGGUUCACGCCGCAUGGGGCGCGGUUCAUCCACUUUUGCCGUGACAGUGGCACGAGCCUGGCACCGCCUACUCCGUCGGUGACGGCAGCCCCACAACGACUGGAGCCCAAGGCGAAAGCCAAGAUUUCGCUAGCAAUCAUGGAAGCCCCUCUUGGCCGCGCCAUGGAGAGCUACAUCGGCAGCAUAGUAGACAAGAUCAGCGAUCCAGCCUGGGAAUCCCAAGGUUCUACGGCGUCUGAAGUCAGUGCGGCUCAAGCUGCAGCCGAGGUGCCGAUUCCCAGUCCCGGUCGUCUUGACUGGAGUGAUGCAUAUGACGAGCAGCUGCAGGAAGACACCUGGAAAGGAAAUGCCGGUCGGACCUGCCUGAUGCAGCAAGAACAGGACGAUGGCAGCAACAUGCUGCAGCACUCCUGUGGAUAUCGGCCAAGGAUGUAUUUCUGGGCAAGCUUGAGAUCAAGAACACGUUUUACAACAUUCCUGUUGCUUCCUCCAUGA